Messenger RNA from Dioscorea cayenensis subsp. rotundata (Guinea yam), 1539 nucleotides. RefSeq names its product cell division cycle 20.2, cofactor of APC complex-like. Lineage: Eukaryota; Viridiplantae; Streptophyta; Magnoliopsida; Dioscoreales; Dioscoreaceae. Gene Ontology annotation, biological process: positive regulation of anaphase-promoting complex-dependent catabolic process; positive regulation of ubiquitin protein ligase activity; anaphase-promoting complex-dependent catabolic process. Gene Ontology annotation, molecular function: ubiquitin ligase activator activity; anaphase-promoting complex binding; protein binding. Bases 96 to 1448 code for a protein of 450 amino acids. Gene Ontology annotation, cellular component: anaphase-promoting complex. The record is from RefSeq and is a predicted model, not a curated record. The transcript has 9 exons.
UUCGUCUCCAAGCGCUACCAUAAACCCUAGUUUCUCUUCCAGAUUUCUCAAGAAUUCCUUCAAGAUCUCUUCUUUAUUGAGACCUCACCUUCGAGAUGGAUUCGCCAUUGAUGCGUCUUCGUGAGCGCGAGUGGUUCUCUGCUCCGAGUUCCACUCGAUUCUGCGAUCCGGGCGAUAGAUUCAUACCAACGAGGAGUUUGAUGAAUCUUGAUCUCGCUCACUGUUUACUGACAACCAAGGAUCAAGCCAGAACCUCUAAUCAAUCCCCAACCCUCAAUUCAAAGGAGGAGUAUAGGAGGAGAUUGGAAGAAAACUUGACAUUGGAUGAUGAAGGGAAGCCUUUUAGGAUGCUGGUUUUCAAGCCAAGCCCUAAGAAAUGCAAGAAGAGUCUCUUUUUAGCGGAUGAGAUGUUGCAAGAUGAGAAGAAGCCUCCACAAACUCCUCGUUGUAUACCGACGGUAGCAGAUCGAAUAUUGGAUGGACCAAAGAUUUUGGAUGACUAUUAUCUCAACCUGUUGGAUUGGGGCAAGAACAACAUUCUCGCAAUCGCGUUGGGGUCAUCGUUAUAUUUAUGGAAUGCUGCAAAUAGUGAGGUGCAGCUGUUACUGACAAUGGAGAAUGAGGAAGAUUACCCCACAAGUGUCUCAUGGUCUGAUGAUGGGAAAACAUUAGCUGUUGGGUUUGCAAGCUCAAAAAUCGAGCUCUGGGAUGCUGUUGCAUUGUCUAAAGUGAGAGCAUUAGAGGGACCAAGUGACAGAGUUGGAAGCCUUUCUUGGAAUGAAAAGAUCUUGACAUCAGGGAGCCGUGAUACUUCCAUUAUCAACCAUGAUGUAAGAUCAUUUAGCCAAUCAAAGUCCUAUUUUCAAGGACACACGCAAGAAGUAUGUGGUCUGAGAUGGUCAAGCAGUGGGAAUUUUUUGGCCAGUGGUGGCAAUGACAACAUUGUUCAUGUUUGGGAAUCUUCGAAAAUGGGUUCAUCCAAGUUUCUGCACAGAUUUACCGAUCAUUCUGCAGCUGUGAGAGCUCUGGCCUGGUGCCCAUUUCAAUCCCAUCGAUUGGCUUCCGGCGGUGGAACCCUCGAUCAAUGUAUUAAGAUUUGGAAUACUCAGUUGGGAAAGUGCAUCAAAAGUACAAUAACCGGUGCACAGGUUUGUGCUUUGGAAUGGAACAGACAUCAGAAAGAGAUAUUGAGUGCUCAUGGAUACAAUCAAAACCAGCUGAGUUUGUGGACAUACCCUUCAAUGUCCAAAGUUACAGAUUUAAGAGGCCAUACAGCCAGAGUUCUUCAUCUUGCACAGAGUCCAGAUGGAUCAACAUUGGUUUCAGCGGCCGCAGAUGAGACGAUUCGUUUCUGGAAGGUGUUUGAACCACCUUCUUCUUCAACAUUGAGGUCAAGCAUUGAUGAAAGCCACAAUUUCUUUUCUCUGAAAAGAAUGCACAUAAGAUGAACAAAGUGUGUUCAGAAAUACAGAACAAAAAUUUUCUGAUUGCAAGCAACAACAGGUGUUCAGAAAUAUCUACAAAUACAACUCAAUUGAG